AUCUUCAAAAAGUAUAAACGACCGAAACAAUCCAACCGCAGCAGCAGGACCACCUUGUGUAUACCUGGGUCAUCUAUGGCGGGACGAGGUUACAAGAAGAGGUCCCGCAAAACCAAUACCAGGAUCCGAAAACCACCAACUUCCUCUGCUGGUCGUUCUCUCUUCGUCUGUGGCGGUGUCUUGGCCGAUUGGUCCCAAACUUCUUCAACGCGCAAAGGAAGGAACCCUAAUGAUCGGAAAGGCAAAACGAAGUCUGCCUCAAGAUCUGGAAAAUCUGAUCAACGAAAAGGUUCUGGCUCCAGAAGUGAAUCUCAGAAACCUAGAAGGAAUGCUUUUGGUUACGCUUGCCCUGUCGCUGAUUAUCAGGAAGAUUCAUUUCCAAAUGAAGGUAACAAGCCAGGACACAAUUUGGAUGUGUCACACCCAAUUGUUCUGGUUGAUUCCAAGGACACCCAGAUUAUUGCUUAUGUAGACCAAGCACCGAGUAAAGAACCCCAAUAUUCUGAAUUUAAUUAUGACUACAGUACGAGUUUUGCAUUGGAUGAUAGCUCUCACAGUGGAUUGGGGUUUUGUGACGAAGUAGAAGCAACUCCAAGUGGUAUUGGAUCAUCAUUGCAAAUGGAAGAGAAAGAAGGCUCUUGUUUUGAUUCAUCAUAUUCUGAGGAGGAAAUGGAUGCCGAUGUUUGUUAUACCCAUGAGGUAAGCACUCAAGCGAUUGAUGAUUUGCUGGCUCAGACUCCAUCUUCGGAGAAAAAUUCAGGGUUUUUGUAUGUUGGAGGCAUGAAAUUGUAUACCCAAGACAUUUCAGAUGGGGAAGAUAAUGAGGAUGAUGGAGUAGAGUUGAUUGAUGUGAGAAGCUUGGAAACUUCUUGUUCAGGGGAAUCCACAGGAUCAUCUGAUGGUGAUUUCUCUGACAACACAUCUGAUAGUGAUUCAGAUAUUGAUGAUGAGGUUGCAGAGGACUACUUUGAAGGAAUUGGCGGCAGUGAUGAAUUUGUACACAUGAAGCAGUUUUUAGGGCAGGCUCUCGAUGUAUCAGAUGAUGAUAAAACUUCUGGUGGUAGAUUUCAUGAGGCAUGGGAGAAAUUGGGUGAGAUUGCUCUUCAGGACACAUCAAGGGAAUAUGGUAUGAUGAAGCCACGAGCUAGAAGAAAGUACCGUGCAGAGGCUUCAAGACCUAGAACCACUGGAUAUGCUUGGUCAUCUGUUUUGGAUAAUCUUAUGCUUGAAAAGGAUCCAACAACCAUUUCUAGUAGAAAGAAGCAUGUUGCUCGACUUCCUCGGUCUUGGCCUUUUCAGGCUCAAAAGAGUAAAAAUUUCAGGAAAUUCCCAGGUGAAAAAAAGAAAUAUCGCAAAGAAAAGAGUGCUCUGAAACGGAGAGAGAGAAUUGUUCAUCAUGGUGUUGAUCUUCAGCAGAUAAAUUUGAAAUUACAACAGAUGGUUUUGGAUGGAGUAGAUUUGUUUUCAUUUCAACCCAUGCACUCUCGGGAUUGUUCCCAGGUGCAAAGAUUAGCAGCAAUUUAUCGCUUGCACAGUGGUUGUCAAGUUGCUGGAAAGAAAAGUAUAGUAACAGUGAUGCGAACUGAACACACACAUAUGCCAUCUUCUAGCUAUAAGCUUUGGCUUGAGAAGCUGAUAGGAGCUGAUGAUGAGGAUGCUGAUUUUACAGUCAACCGUGUAAAAUUAAAAGGAAAUAGAAACAGAGUUAAGAAGACUGCCAAGGGAAGUGGUUCGAGCUCACUAGAAAUAUUACAAUCUGCCCCAAGCAAGAAGAAAAGGGGUGGGAAGACGGGCUCAUAUGCUGCACAGCCUGUUUCUUUUGUCCCUGGCGGUACCAUGCAAUCAGAUACCACAGAGAUCUGGACCAUUGAUUCAAACUACAGAGACACAAACACUUGCCAAGAAAACCAAGGCAUGGGCAGUUCAUCAAAAUAUGGUGCCUUCGAGUUGCACACUACAGGUUUUGGAUCGAAGAUGAUGGCUAAGAUGGGAUUCGUAGAAGGUGGUGGGCUUGGGAAGGAUGGUCAAGGUAUUGCACAACCCAUCAAGGCAAUUCAACGACCUAAGUCGCUGGGAUUGGGUGCAGAAGCCUCUGAAACCAGUAGUAACUCGUCAAAGACUAAACCAAAGAAAUUUGGAAAGGAUAAAACUCAAAGAUUUGCAGAUUUUGAGAAUCAUACCAAGGGAUUUGGAUCGAAAAUGAUGGCCAAGAUGGGGUUUGUGGAAGGCAUGGGCCUGGGACAGGAUUCACAAGGCAUAGUCAAUCCUUUGGUUGCAGUCAAGCUUCCUAAAUCCAGAGGAUUGGGUGCCAAAGGUUAGAUAAUUAUAUCACUAGCAGAGGAAAAAAUUUUCUUCCGCACUUGUGUGUAAUUUUAACCCAAGUUCACAGCAGUUUAUGUACUUGCAUUUAUAACAUAACUAAAUACUAGUUCAGCAGAUUAUGCGACACUUGUAUUGUGAUACUCAAUUUUCCCACCCUCUGUGUGAUUGUUUGUUAGAUGUCUUAGAAGUAAACCAUGCAAAGAGAGUUAAAUUAGGCAA
This is a messenger RNA of Camellia sinensis, 2541 nucleotides long. RefSeq lists its product as uncharacterized. NCBI's taxonomy places the organism in Eukaryota, Viridiplantae, Streptophyta, Magnoliopsida, Ericales, Theaceae. Gene Ontology annotation, molecular function: nucleic acid binding. The record is from RefSeq and is a predicted model, not a curated record.